This is a messenger RNA of Agrilus planipennis (emerald ash borer), 2350 nucleotides long. Its product is annotated as ATP-dependent RNA helicase DDX42. The transcript is spliced from 9 exons. The record is from RefSeq and is a predicted model, not a curated record. Gene Ontology annotation, molecular function: RNA helicase activity; nucleic acid binding; ATP binding. Lineage: Eukaryota; Metazoa; Arthropoda; Insecta; Coleoptera; Buprestidae. The coding region runs from base 9 to 2291 and encodes 760 amino acids.
UACAGUAUAUGUUUACGUCUGUGGUUUACGUCAAUAAAUGUACAGUUUUAUGGUCGGUAAAUUUGCAUUUUACAUGUAAAUAUUGUAAUGUAAUAGCAAUAUUAAAAGAGAGUGUGGUAAACAUGAACAACUACAGUUAUAAUUACGGUGGUUAUCAACCGAAUAAAAAUGCCCGACAUAAUGCUGUUCCACCGCCCCCAUCAAGUGGUGUUAGCAAACAAGGUUAUUCGACCAUGAAUGCAAUCAGUCAAAAUGCUCUUUCAGCAGCUUGGGGAGGCAGCCGAAAACGUGCUGCCACAGAGGAUGAGUAUUUCGAUGAAGAAGAUGAAUCUACCCCUGCUUUGGCCUACAUUCCGGCCCCGGGAAGUCCUACAGCCAUCCAGGACCAAGAAGAGGUACCUGAAGAUGAAGACGACGACCCUUUGGAUGCAUACAUGGCAGGGAUUGAAAAUCAAAUAAAGAAACAAGUAACAACAGAAACUGAAGAGCCGAAGCAACAAGGAAUCAGAGAUGAUAUUGAACAGGAAGAUGAAGAAGAGUCUUAUUACAGAUACAUGGAAGAAAAUCCAAAUGCUGGCCUGAAUCCAGUUGAUCCAGAUCAUCCAGACAUUGAAUAUGACGAAGAUGGGAAUCCAAUACCUCCUGAUCGCAAAAAAAUCAUUGACCCUUUACCUCCUAUAGAUCAUUCUUUAAUUGAAUACAAGCCUUUUAAGAAAGACUUUUACCAAUUACAUCCAGACAUAGAAAGUCUCACUUCUUCUCAAGUGACAGAAUUAAGAAAAACUUUGGAUAUUAAUGUUAACGGUUCUAAACCACCCAAGCCUGUGGCAUCUUUUGCACACUUUAAUUUUGAUGAUAAACUUUUAAAAGCCAUUAUCAAGGCAGAAUAUGCAACACCAACACCUAUUCAAUCCCAAGCUAUACCCUGUGCUCUUAUGGGACGUGAUGUAUUAGGAAUUGCCCAAACAGGAAGUGGUAAGACUGCAGCAUAUCUAUGGCCUUUGUUGAUUCAUGUAGCGGAGCAACCUCCAGUGGAAGAAGGUGAAGGUCCCAUAGCUCUUAUUUUAGCCCCCACUAGGGAACUUGCAAUUCAAAUUUAUAAUGAGGCCAAGCGCUUUGCCAAAGUUUAUGAUGUUAGAGUUAUCUGUGCUUAUGGAGGUGGCUCCAAAUGGGAACAAAGUCAGGCUUUAAAAGAAGGAGCAGAAAUUGUGGUAGCAACUCCAGGUCGAAUAAUUGACCACAUAAAGGGUGGAGCCACUAAUUUACAACGAGUUACAUUCUUGGUACUAGAUGAGGCUGAUCGAAUGUUUGAAUUGGGAUUUGAACCCCAAGUUCGAUCUGUUUGUAAUCACGUCAGACCUGACAGACAAACUUUACUCUUCAGUGCUACUUUUCGAAAACGUAUUGAGAAACUGGCAAAAGAUGCAUUACAGGAUCCUAUCAAAAUAAGUCAAGGAAUUGCUGGUCAGGCAUCUGAAGACGUUAAGCAGCAUGUGCUGCUUUUACCAAAUUUACAGGCAAAAAGAGAAUGGCUUUUUGGACAUUUGGUAGAGUUUUUGUCUGCAGGGUCUGUGCUAGUAUUUGUUACAAAAAAGGUUGAUGCAGAGCAGGUUGCUAAUGAUUUGCAAGUAAAGGAAUUUGACUGUUUACUUCUUCAUGGCGACAUGGAGCAGGCUGACCGUAACAAAGUGAUAAUGGCGUUCAAAAAAAGUGAAUGCCCUUUAUUGGUGGCAACAGAUGUGGCGGCUCGCGGUCUCGACAUUCCUCACAUUCGAACUGUCGUCAAUUUUGAUAUAGCUCGCGAUAUUGACACUCACACGCACAGGAUUGGGCGAACAGGACGUGCAGGAAUGCAAGGCGUGGCUUAUACAUUACUUACUGACAAAGAUAAAGAGUUUGCUGGCCAUAUUGUGCGCAACUUGGAAGCUGCGCAUCAGGAAGUACCCCAGGAAGUUCUCGAUCUUGCCAUGCAGAGUUCAUGGUUCAGAAAGUCAAGAUUCAAGAAAAAGGAUCAAAGCCCUAAUGUAGGAGGGAUGGGCCUUGGAUAUAAGGAAAGGGCUAACUCUUCUCAGUCCUCUUAUUCGACUUCUCCGGCUAACGUUACUUCCAAGCCAGGGCCAGCAACAGACAGGUUGUCUGCAAUGAAAGCAGCUUUCAAAACACAGUACAUGAACCAUUUCAAAGUAGGGACUGAACCUCCGAAAUCCCACAUUCAUACACCAGCACCACCACCACCACCACCUCCUCCUCCCACUACAUCAACACGGAAAAAGAAAAGCAGGUGGGAGUAAAUUAACAUAGUUUAACGAUUGUUAUAUUUUCUUAAAUUAAUGUUGUAAAUUAUAUAUAA